UCGUGCUGCAGCUUAACAGGACAUUACUAGCAUGCAAACAGCGUUUAAAUGCAGCUCCACUUCCCUGAAUCCCACAUGGCUAAUGAACUACAACACUCGCUGCUUAUGCUUGGGUCCUCAUUGGUCUGCCGGUGCCCGUUGGUUAACAGGAUUUGCUGUAAGUAGCUUUUGCCGAAAGGUAAAUAUUACAGGAAAGUAGGUGAACCUCCUUCAGAGAACCAACACCUCUUCUGACCAACAUCGAGGUGUUGAAACGAGGAAAUAUGAGCUAAAACUACACUUGGAGCUGUCAAACCUCCGGGACUCUUUACUUUGAAGUUUGUCUGAGACUUUAGCAGACAUGGUAGAGGUGUUUACCGGCAGGACACUCCUGAAUAAAGACGGGGAUUUAGUCGAUCCUGAAGAGGCGUUGAGGAAUAAAGUGGUGGGGAUCUACUUUUCUGCAGGAUGGUGUCCCCCAUGUCGAGACUUCACACCCAUCCUGUGUGAUUUCUACACGGAACUGGUUGAAGAGAGCGAACCUCCGGCUCAGUUUGAAAUAGUUUUUGUCUCCUCAGACAAGUCGAUGGAUGACAUGGUUGAAUAUUAUCAUGAUAUGCACGGAGACUGGCUAGCUCUGCCCUGGACGGAUGAUUACAAGCAUGAGUUGAAGCAGCGCUACAAGAUCACAGCGGUCCCUAAACUGGUGAUUGUGAAGGAGAACGGCGACAUGAUCACAGACAAGGGCAGGAAACAGAUCAGAGACCGAGGCCUGGCCUGCUUCAGGUCCUGGCUGGACGCUGCAGAGAUCUUCCAGAACUUUAAGGGUUAAGAAAUCAAGUCGAGGAACAUGUCAACCCAUCUUUUCACGAGGGCUACUGUAGCCACAUUAGAGAGCUGAACAAAACCAAAGUAAAAUAAUUCUAUGCUCAUUUUAGUUCAGUGGUUCCCACUUGGGGAUGAAGGGUCAGAAGAUGGUUAAGAGAUAUGAAAAAGCAAACUAUAUUUCUGUUACACAAAAUUAUGUUUAUUUAUUCAGAUAGUUUUGCUUUUUUUUCUUGUCAAAUACUGGAUAUAUUUUACUUCUUAAACACUCUAAAAUCCUUCAAUUAAAUAAUCUGAGAAGGAAAAAUCAAACUUUGGUUGAAUUGCUCACAAGUCAUGCUUUGAUGAGGGGUUUACAUUUAGAUAUGGCUUUGUUUUAAGGGUUCACACUCCAAAAAAGGUUUGGAAACGCUGCUUUAAACAUCCUAUGCAUUUAAGACCAACCUCAGGCGUGUCCAUUAUGGUUCAUAUGUGAAAAAUGCUCUGCUUUAAGGAAAUUGUGCAUUAAGUAUGAAUAAUACAAGCCAGCUACUGUAGUUUCUGAGUUUAUUUGAAAUGCGUUCAUUGAUGUUUAUAAGCUUGUGCACUAAUUAAACAUGCAGUUAAACCUUGCUUUUGUUAGGUAGCUAUCUUUAUGCUUUUUAAGGUUUGACUUGUAGUUCUACAUUGAACUGCCUCUAUAUUUUUGUAUUUUUAUUUUAUAUGAGUUGUUGAGACGGUUAUUAUUAAAAAUAUAUAUAUUCUGA
Messenger RNA from Sander lucioperca (pikeperch), 1550 nucleotides. RefSeq names its product nucleoredoxin like 2 (gene nxnl2). Gene Ontology annotation, biological process: sensory perception; photoreceptor cell maintenance. Lineage: Eukaryota; Metazoa; Chordata; Actinopteri; Perciformes; Percidae. The transcript has 2 exons. Bases 341 to 811 code for a protein of 156 amino acids. The record is from RefSeq and is a predicted model, not a curated record.